GUUGUAUAUAGUCCGGCAUGCUGUCCGUAGAGCUUAUCUUCGAGAUCAAUGUCACAUGUCUAUACCGGUGUUGCUUCGCUGUCGAAUGACCCGCUGGAGGACGGGAACGACGGGCAAUCAAGCUCAAGUCCACGUAUCGCCGGACCUACAUGACGAAUGAUCAAUCGAAGUAGUGCUGUCGCUAUCAAUACAUCCACAAAGGCUGUUCAAGGGAAAGAUAUUGAUGAUGUACGCAUACGGCACACAAGGGCUCCGUAUAUCUAGAACCAAGACUGGUUGUCUGACAUGUCGAAGACGUAGAGUCAAAUGCGACGAGACUCGUCCGGAAUGUCAACGAUGCCGCGGUCUCUCGCUCGAAUGCGCAUGGCCACUCGAUAUGGCCUCGACGAGACAACGACUAGGUGGCAGCAGCCGGUCUUCAAGAAGAACAGAGGGCGACAAUCGACAGCGGCGAGAAUCACGGACCACCGCUUGUCGGGCUUGUCGAGAAGCCAAAGUCAGGUGUUCGAGGACGAAGCCGGUCUGUGAACGGUGUGGCACGUUUGGGUAUCGCUGUGGAUAUGGAACGGGACCUUCCAGCGGUACCGGUGACGACGGCAACAUCGGUAGUCCUGCCGACAAUACCGUACAGUAUGGCACCUCCAGGACGGGAACAGGGUCUCCACAACGAAGCGUUAUGAAUGGUCCCGCGGGUUCCAGUAUGAUGCCGAGUGAGGGUGCAUCGAGAGGCUCGGGGCGGGUCCUGCAAGACGACGACGUCCUGAAUCAACCUGGCGAACUAGAUCGACAACUCGAGGCCUUCUUCAACCACAUCCAUACCAAUACCUACCUGGCAUUCGUCCACCGUGCAACCCUCGAUCAAGCUAUCCGAGCAGGAAAGGCUCCCCGGCACCUUUUACUGGCGAUAUGUGCCGUCUCGUCGUGCUUCGUCAGGCGGCGGGAAGACGAGUACGGGACUGAAGGGACUGUGAGAGCAAGAGCGCUGGGCUGGGCAGAAGAAGCUCAGCGGAUCGUACUCGCCGAAAUCGGAAACAUCAGACUGUCGAGCAUUGCGACAUUGUUGUUGCUCGGAUACCAUGCAAACACCCAGGGGAGGCUAUCGCUCAGCUGGAUGCUCACGCCGAUCGCCUCGAGGAUGGCAUACGCACUCGGACUGAACGACGAAGGUGCCUGGAGGAUCGACGAGCUGACAGAGACGCGAAAAGAAAUCCGAAGACGGCUCAUGUGGGCUUGUUUCGCCAGCGACACCUAUGCGUGCGGGGGGAUCCCAGAGUUUACGACGACGCCGAGGUCGAGCAUGAGGGUGCGGUUGCCCUCGGACGAACAGGAUUUCGUGUACGGGAAACGUAGCCGGAUGCCGUUCCUCUGGCAAGACUCGGUCGGCGGUCGAUCGACGGGCUAUCGAGCUGAAGAAGAACCGAGACAUGGGCGGCUGUCGACGACGCCAGUAUCCGAGGUCGAUAGUCUGCUCAGCUGUCAGCUCAGGCUAUAUUUCUACAGGGCCGAGAUUCUGAGGUAUACCAAAGGUGCACUGUCGACCUCGCUACCAUGGGAUGAAACCUCUCCUUUCGCACACCUUUGCCAAGAGCUACGAGACUGGAAAGAACGCUUGCCCGCUGAACUCGUCUACAACGAAGACAACCUACGCGUACGAAGCACCACCCGGCAAUUGACCGGCUUUGUCAUGCUUCACUGCUGGUGGGAACAGUGCCAUUCGGAUCUCUACCGAGUAGCGUUACCGGGGCUCUCCGAGUCGGCGCCGCAGGCCUUGCUCUUGCGAUCCCCACCGGGUUGGAUCGAGGAAGCGCAGAGGGCAUGCUUUGCGCACGCCACGGGGGUUUAUGAACCGGUGCGGCUCGCUACGAGCGUCUUUCCCGAUUUCGUCAUAGAGUCGAGCACGUUUGGGCUCUUGGCGUACGAGUCCAUCCGGGUACAGUUGCAGUUCUACUUUGUGCAAGUGGGCUCGUGUGCGACGGAUGACAUGCUGGUCGACCUGAUGGUCCGGUUCGAGGGCAUCAUCUGUUGGAAAAGCUUUCGCCUGUUUUUCCCGCCGCGAAAGCCUCGAGGAGAUCUAUCGAAUGCUAGCGAGACAUGCGUUUCCGAUACGUCCCCCUGAUAGUCGAACGCAUACUAUGGGUACACAGACACCCGUGGAGGACGGACUGUUGUUGAGCAAACUGCACGCCGUGCGAGCGCUACAGAAAGGACGACCACGCGAGUCUGACGAG
Molecule: messenger RNA, 2228 nt
Organism: Filobasidium floriforme
Lineage: Eukaryota; Fungi; Basidiomycota; Tremellomycetes; Filobasidiales; Filobasidiaceae
Product: fungal-specific transcription factor domain-containing protein
Exons: 6
Coding region: 224-2116 (630 amino acids)
Biological process (GO): DNA-templated transcription; regulation of DNA-templated transcription
Cellular component (GO): nucleus
Molecular function (GO): DNA binding; DNA-binding transcription factor activity, RNA polymerase II-specific; zinc ion binding
Source: RefSeq, a predicted model, not a curated record